Messenger RNA from Guillardia theta CCMP2712, 4467 nucleotides. RefSeq lists its product as hypothetical. The transcript is spliced from 8 exons. NCBI's taxonomy places the organism in Eukaryota, Cryptophyceae, Pyrenomonadales, Geminigeraceae. The coding region runs from base 1 to 4467 and encodes 1488 amino acids. The record is from RefSeq and is a predicted model, not a curated record.
AUGCCAUACACCGAAGAACAAAGGUUAAACUCGAUUCUACGAUUCACAGACAGUAAGCUGUCGAACUUUGCUGAUCAGCUUGCUGAUGACUUUGCGAGAUCUGGAGCUGUGCGACAACGCUUUUUUCCAGAUCAGUCGUCCCAGUCUUUGUAUCACGACUUACCUUUGCCAUCCAUGCCAGAAGGUGGCAGUCAGAUGAACAAUGAGAUGGUGUAUUCGCCAGGACCUCACGUAGGUCCAUUGCCUGCAGAGCAAAGUGCGCUGGAUUAUUUGAUGGAAGAGAAAGAAAACCUGGCGUAUCCCAUGCUCUCACAUCUUAAAAUGUCCAUUUCAAACUCCGAGCAGCCUGGCUCCAAUGAAUGGACGUCAAUUGAGAGAAACAAGAGCAGCAAGGUUUUCCCGACCAGUGACGAUUUGAAUCACGACCUAUCUGGGAAUCAUAAUCACUUUGCUACACCGAACACUCAAACGCACAAGAUGGGCUUGUCAAAGACUCUCAAUGGGAUCAACGACUGGGAAGUGCGGCCGUCGCCCAAGGAUCUAGGAGAUUUUCAGGAACUGUUGGACAUCAGCAAUGAGCGGCGGAGGGACGUUUCCUAUGGAGAAAGGUGGGAGGCAGACAACAAGAGCGACGCAGUCACACCUCAUGCACAUGACACUGCAACAAAGAACUUCAGGACGGCUGCUCCAGUCAUGCAUGACGAAGACUGGUAUGGAUUGAAUAGCCAGUUGCAAUCGCUCUCCACCAGAAAGCAGCAGGUCUCAAACGAUCUUUCACGUCAUCAUAUGAGUCAGGAGUGUGAUGUAAAUGAUUUGGAAACUCUAGAAUCCAAGUCAUUGAUGAAUGACAUCAACUGGAUUGAAAGGCACUUUGCUGCUGACCUCAGCACAGGAGAAUCGCCUGAAAGAGCUGCAGACAGAGCAAACGUGAGAAAUUCCACAAUUGAAAACAAGUUGCAGAAUAACUCAACAAGCAAGACGGCAUUGAGAUGGCAGAACUCAAUGAGCAUGUACGUCAAGCACCUUGGUGAUGACGAGAGCCAAGGAGAAUUUGGCAAGAGUCAGAGCGUCGCUGUCUUCCUGUCUUCGGACAUGCUCGUCGAUGGUACCAAGAAUGCCGACAACCUGGCAAACUCACAGCAGGAAUCUUGGACAAAUGCGCCCUUCGCAGCGGAUGUUAGUGUGCAAGGGAUGACGUCAUCUCAUGGCUGGAAAAGCAACUAUCAGGUAGAUACUUCACCCUUGACCAACGAUGAGUCAGCAGGGAGUACCUCCUCGCAAGUGAAAUUUCAGCUUGGCGAUGAGAAAAACUUGGUCAAGUCGAGCGGCGGUCUGGUCACCAACCAGUCAGGAUCAACGAGAGUUGUUCAGCCUUGGACUCCCAUCACUCCACUAAACUUCACACCCAGAAAAACGGAAUUGGAUGACUCCUCCCUCAAGUACUUGAUGGCAAAGUGGGCUGAGAAAGAACAAAAGAUUCAGCACGAUUCCUCUGGAUUUGAGAAGAGCUCUUUAAGACGCUUCGAGGAGGGCUACGUAAGCUCGACGUCUUCCGAAGGUGCGACCAAGUCGGGUGGAAUGAAGAGAGCAAGCGAGGCUGUUGAUGACAAGUGUUGUGCUGAUGGGAGCGGCUGCACAACGGUAAAGAUGCCACAGGUUCAAAACAAAUCUCCAGGUCAGUCAGUUGUUUCAUCGAGUGUACAGCAGAGAACGGUUGAAACCUCAGCAUUGAGCGCAGAGGGGAAGUCACAGUCGAUGGUCCAUUCAGAGAGUCGCGUGAGCGAGAGGGAGCCUGUGACGGAUCGUUCAGAACGCGACAUACUUACAAGCCAUGAGGAGCUUUACCUCACCGAGACAAGUAAAGUCCCACCGUCUCGAAUGAAAUCGUCGGUGAGUGGUCAAGGAGAAACUUUUCGAGAGGUCAACUCGCCCGGAUUUUCCUCCCGAGCGUCGAGGGACAGGAUGUCGAUGGAGGAGCAGGACGAGCAAAAUUCUGAAGGCACCCCAUCCAUCAUAGUGUCCAACUAUCAGCAGAAUGGCAGUGACUCAUCGAUCAUCCUGCCGGUUGAAGAAAGCUUCGACUCAAGCUCCUCGGACGCGCCUGAGGAAAACGACGAUGACUUGAAUCACAAGGUAGACGACGAUGAUAGGGACAGCCUUGCCGACAGUUUGGUUGAUUCCGACGGCGAGGCAGUUAAGGAUGAGAAGCAGGUGACAAGAAUCGUGGGAGCUGAGAGUGAAGGGAAGACGUCUUGUACGCACAUCGAGCCUCCGAUCGCACAGGUGGAAGUCAGUUCGACCUCCCUUUGCUUCAGCAGGCAGCACAAAGUCAAACCUCUCUCGUUCCGAAACGUCUGUGAAUAUCCCAUCCUGGUGAUCUUGAGAUUUUUGCAGGAAAGCGUCUCCAAAUUCUCACUGCCCCAGGAGUUUCUCAAAGAAACCACCUUACAGCCCGGCCAGUCGGUGGACAUGGCAGUGAAAUAUCACCCGGAUGGCAGCUUGCCCUCCAAGGAAGAAACACAUCUUGCCAUCCUGUCAAUCCCAUUCCACGCCUCCUCCUCCCAACCGAGUUGCUCGUGGGUCUCUAUUAAAGCGGAGGAGGAGGAGGAGGUCAACUCCGCGGACAAGUCGAGAGUGAAUGGAGGAGCGCAACGACGAGCGGAGGACCCUCAAGACUCGCACUGGUUCGUCGACGCCAUGUCGGUCGAUCUCGGCAUGGUCUACUGCCAGACUGCAGGAAUCUUCACACCUCCUGUACAUCAGGGCACGUCAGUGGUCAACUCGUCGGGCCAUGACGUGUCGUUCUUGGCCUGGUUGAAGGACAAGAGCUCCCCCGCCCGGUCCACCUUCGGCAUCUCUCUCGAGUCUUGCUCUAAAGCUCCCUUCCGUCCAGCUGGCUUCGUCCUCUUUACCGUCCCAGCUCGGCAGAGGAGGCCCUUGCGGAUCUCUGUCGACACCUCGACGUACAAGGGGCCGGGGCAGGAGACGUGCAAGGCAACACUGUACCUCAGGCAGGUCCAGACAGCCCAGCUGGAGGAAGUGGCCUCCUUGUUCUCCCAGUCCCAGAGGGCGUCCGACAUCCUCCGAGGGUUCGAGGAUCGAGCUCGUUGCAGCGACGUGACUACAGUGAAGCUGCGAUGUACCCUCGGGCAUUGCAGACUUCAGAUCCCCAAGUCGGUCAAGGAGGUUUACCUCGAGUGCGAGGACAACCAACGAGCUCGUCGCAGCUUCGCCCUGAGGAACUCCGGCUGCUUCCCUGCCUCCGUUCGGCUGUCCAUCUCACCAGAGUCAACGAGCUCCAUCGUCGUCGAGCCUCGGAAACUUCACAUCCCAGCAGGGGGCCAGGAGAAAGUCUCCGUCCUCUUCGAUCCAGAGGAGGCUAGUCAACUGAAGGCGAACUUACAGCUUAGGAUCGAGGAGGACGUUGGGGUCUACUUCAAUGUGCCAGUCAGGGCCCAUGCCCUCCCCGCCCGCCAGGAGAAGCCUUCCUCCACUCCUCCCAUGAGAGACCCUGCCAACGAGAGGAAAUCAGCAGCAGACUCUGCCCCUCCCUGCGGCCCCUCGUCGGCUCACAGGUUCUCUCUCCCUCGACAAACGUCCGAAGACUCCUCCUUGUUCCUUGCUAGCUCCUGCUGCGAGCGAGGAAGCUCGUCUUGCGACAAGGAGAGCGUCUCCGUCGGGAGACGCGAGCGCAACGGGGCCUCCCGCUCUCCCCUCAGCAUCGGCAAACUGUCAAAAGCAGAGACAGAGCUGAGCUCAAAUGUCACCAAGGUCAACCUCUCCAAGCUCAACGUCUCAGAGUCUCCUGCCUUGCCGGACGUCCAGUCUGCCAUCAAGGCUCUCAAGCAGUUUGCAUCUCAGAUGGAGCUCUACAGUAGCGGACAGAAGUCCCGACGACAGACGACGACCAGGACAAGCGCCCAGUCCUCUGAGAGGAGGAGAGAUCUAGAACAGGAGGUGGAGGUGGAGGUAGAGCAGGAGGACUCUUGCCGGGUGCUCCCCUACUCGACGGCAAGGGAAGAAGCCGCACUUCCUCAGCGCACGAGCACGAGGAGCGGAGGGCCGAUCAUCUCACUCAGUGAGCAUCCGGUCAAGGUCGGUGAGCCCGCCUCGGGUAAGAGAUACACGUGGCUGAACUUCCCCAACACACCAGUUGGGGAGGCGUCGGUGGUCAGACUGGCGCUCUGUAAUCGGUCGGGCAAGCCAGCGCACCUGGAGAUCAGCGGAGGAAGAGGAGGAAACUUCCUGAUCAAGAGUGUCAACGUGGACAUCAGGCCAGGUGCGGGGAAGGAGGCGAGAGUCGGGGAUGGUGAUGACGCUGACGAGCUGGUGGUGUCAGAGCAUUACCUCAUGCUGCCUGUCUACUUCACCCCCAAGGCUCCUGGCAAGGCGCGUGAGAAGCUUUACAUCGCAUGCCGUGACGUCGCGUUCCGGAGGAAGCUGGUGCUGGCUGGCGAAGGUUUCUAA